AUGUGGGUCGAUUUCGCAGCAAGAUCGAUGUCCAUCCUCGCUGCCGCAACAACGCCUAUGUCAUCAGUGUCUCUCGCCGCCAGCGUAAACGAAGACGAACACGACACGCUGGAGAUGUGGGUCGAUUCCGCAGAGAUACCGAGAUCCACCCUCUCGCCGCCGCAGCGACGGCGAUUCUGCCACAACGGCUGGCGACUCUUACAGCAUGCGGAAACGAAGAAGAAGAAGAGGACGCCCGAGCUACGUCUCGACGCCUAUGUCGAUAGCGUCUCUCAUAGCGAGGCCCAUAUCUUGAUUCUCGUCGUUGGUGUGUGCUUCUUGGCGCAGCGAAGUUAG
Molecule: messenger RNA, 336 nt
Organism: Linum trigynum
Lineage: Eukaryota; Viridiplantae; Streptophyta; Magnoliopsida; Malpighiales; Linaceae
Source: the annotation of a GenBank genome assembly